AUGACUCUAAAUUCGGACAAUUGCUCUGUGGUGUCCUUUCGCAAAACAAUCACUCCAGUGACGUUCGAUUAUCACGUGGCAGGUCAACUUCUUAACAGGCAGCAGUCAGCGAAGGACUUGGGCGUUCUCCUCCGUCACGAUUUGAAUUCUGAGGACCACGUGCGUUAUGUGUGCGGCAAAGCCUUUAGAAUGCUUGGUAUGCUGUCCCGAGUCUCCCGCCAUCUACGUGACCCGCACACUUUAAGAGCCAUAUACAGUGCGCAUGUUCAGCCUUUUCUGGAGUACUCUUCUGCUGUCUGGGCCCCUCAUCAAGAUUAUCUUAGACAAGACCUUCAGCGUGUCCAGAGAAAGUUUAUUAGAAUUGUUGGAUUUAGGAUGGGCUUCAACUAUGAUGAAGUGCCAGUGUCUGACCUGGAGCGUGCCCUUAACGUGAACUCCCUGGAGGAGAGAAGAGAUGUCCAAGAUGCCAUGUUCCUAUUCAAGCUGGUCACCAGUGCAAUUGAUUCUCCAUUUCUUCUGGAACGUGUGAGCUUUAUAUGUCACGGACGUACGAGAUCCAUGGAGUUGUUCGCCAGGAGAAAUCACAAUUCCUCCCUGGAGGCCAAUUGCACGAUGCAGCGGGUAUAA
Molecule: messenger RNA, 627 nt
Organism: Homalodisca vitripennis (glassy-winged sharpshooter)
Lineage: Eukaryota; Metazoa; Arthropoda; Insecta; Hemiptera; Cicadellidae
Exons: 1
Coding region: 1-627 (208 amino acids)
Source: RefSeq, a predicted model, not a curated record